Topomyia yanbarensis is the source of this 5498-nucleotide messenger RNA. RefSeq names its product protein polybromo-1 (gene polybromo). NCBI's taxonomy places the organism in Eukaryota, Metazoa, Arthropoda, Insecta, Diptera, Culicidae. Bases 241 to 5316 code for a protein of 1691 amino acids. Gene Ontology annotation, molecular function: chromatin binding; protein binding. The transcript is spliced from 16 exons. Gene Ontology annotation, biological process: chromatin remodeling. The record is from RefSeq and is a predicted model, not a curated record. Gene Ontology annotation, cellular component: RSC-type complex.
CACGACGCCUUUCUUUUGUCUGACAUCUUGUUUUUCAGCUUUGUUGGUGAAGUGAACCCGAAAUAUGUUAUAAUCUAUAGGGAAAAAACGAUCAUUUUGGUGUUUUGAGCAUAGAAAAGUGUUGUGAAGUGUUUAGAUUUGUAAGGCAAAUUGUUAAACUUGGCGUAAGUUAAAAGUUGACCGCACAAAUCGCAUUUCAAUUUGUUGGAUUUACGUCGGCCAUAGAUUUUGGAUUUCAUUAUGAAUAAGAGAAGGAGAAACAGCUCUUAUCAAAGUCCCCUAGAUGAUGAUGAAAGUGGUGAAGAAUCCACUCCAAGGCAAUCUCCGGCACCGUCUGUUCCGCGGAAGAAGAAGAAGCUCGAUCCGGCGGAAUUAUGCCAGCAUCUAUACGAGUCGAUUCGUGCCUUCAAGAAGGAAGAUGGAACUACCUUGUGUGAUACUUUCAUACGGGCUCCCAAACGCAGACAGGAGCCGUCCUACUACGAGGUGGUGGUCAAUCCAAUCGAUCUGUUGAAAGUUCAGCAGAAGCUUAAAACCGAAGCCUACGAGGAUGUUGAUGAUUUAAAGACCGAUGUGGAGUUAAUCGUGAAGAAUGCCAAGGCUUUCUACAAACCCGAUUCGCCCGAGUAUCAAGACGCUUGCCAGUUGUUAGAAGUUUUCAACACAAAUCGAAUCAAGCUAAUGGAGAGUCAGCAGGAACAGGAUUCAAGUGAACCUAGACCACGUAAAAUUGUCCGUCCACGAAAGUCGACUCACGAAGAAGAACCCGACACAGAUGAUUUUGAUCCAUAUGAAGAAUUGUUCAACUCGGUCAUGACCGCAACAGAUGAGAAUCGUGAACUGCAUAGGAUGUUUCAACUGUUGCCAUCGAAGAAGCUCUAUCCCGAGUACUACGACGUCAUUGAUCAUCCGAUUGACCUGAAGUGUAUCGCCGUUAAGAUUCAGACAAACGCUUAUGCGACUCUGAACGAUAUGGAAAAGGAUUUACUGCAGAUGAUCAAAAAUGCCUGUACGUUUAACGAACCGGGCUCGCAGAUCUACAAGGAUGCUAAAACUUUAAAACGGAUUUUCACAAGCCGAAAAGCGGACAUCGAGGCUGGUCGGUUCCGUAAAAGUGCGAACCGGAAGGCGCGAACUGGGACUAGUUUGAGCUCAAUGGUUGCCGCUCUGAAGGAAGAGAUCGAGAGCUCUGACGACGAGCUUGAUGAUUCGAUGGAAACCGAAGGGGAUGGCCCACUUUGGCAACUAUUCGAUCAACUGUACAACACUGCUAACACCAAUGAUCCCAAUGCUGUAGGCGCACCGCUGGGAGAAUCGCUCUGGAAACUGCCGAACCGUCGGUUCCAUCCAGAAUAUUAUGCACAAAUUAAGAAACCAAUUUCCAUGGGUCAGGUGCGCAACAAGCUGAAGAAGGGACUGUACUCGAACGUGACGGAUAUGAGUGCGGAUUUGUACGUUAUGCUGGACAACGCUAAGAAAACAAAUCCACCGAGUAGUAAAAUCUAUAAGGAUGCUGUCAAGAUGCAAAAGCUUCUCAAUCAAAAAUUGAUCGAUGCUCGUGAUCUAGACAAUAGCGACGACGAAAAUGAUACCGAUUCAUCUUUGGCAACGGUAGCCCCCGUUAAAACCCCCAACCCCAAGCGAAGUCGUCCCCGCAGCCGUGCUGCUUGCGCUAUAAUUCACUCUCCACCACAAACAUCUUCCGGAACGGCUACCAGUACCCCGGUGGCCAAGGGAGCAAAUCGACAAUCGCUGCUGGGCACACUGAAGAAAAAACUUUUGUCGCUGCACGACUAUAUGGUAGAUUUCACCGUCGCUGGACGGCAACCGAUGAUAUUAUUUAUGGAGAAACCUUCGAAAAAGUUGUACCCGGAUUACUAUCAGGUAAUUCAGCAUCCCAUCGAUAUGAUGACGAUCGAGCAUAAUAUGAAGGCCGAUCGGUACAACACGUUGGACGAUGUGGUUGGCGAUUACCGGCUUAUGUUCUCCAACUGCCGGAAGUACAAUGAAGAAGGCUCGCAAAUCUACGAGGAUGCUAACAUUCUGGAAAAGGCGCUCAAUGAAAAGUUGAAGGAGUUCUCAUCGAUUAGUAAAAGACUUAGUACACCUAAACCCACUACCAGGGCCAAACCGAAGCUCAACACAUUGGAAUCCAAGCUAAAACAUCUGUACGAAACCGUCCGAGAGUACCGAGAACCGAAAGCAAAUCGUCAGUUAUCUUUCAUCUUUGUGAAGUUACCAUCGAAGAAUGAAUAUCCUGACUAUUACGAUAUCAUCAAGAACCCCAUCGAUAUUGACAAGAUCGAGCUGAAGCUACGCAAACAAAGCUACGAAAGCGUUGAAGAAAUGGCUACCGAUUUUAUGCUGAUGUUUGAAAAUGCCUGCAAAUACAACGAACCCGACUCUCAGAUCUACAAGGAUGCUCUGUGCCUACAGCAGCUCGUAAUCCAAACGAAGCAAGCACUGCGAAGCGACGAAACCGUCCCGGAUGUUCCACAGGCUGUGCAAGAACUGCUGCUUUCGUUGUUCACCAAUCUGUACAAUUAUCAGGACGAUGAAGGGCGGUGCUACACGGAUUCGUUGUCGGAACUGCCCGAGCAUGAUGAGACUUCGGAUGGAAAUAAGGUCCGUGGAAUUUCACUUGACUUGAUUAAGCGUCGCCUGGAUAAGGGUCUGUACAAACGACUGGACCUGUUUCAAGAGGAUAUUUUCACUUGCUUGGAGCGAGCUCGCAAGCUGAGCCGCACUGAUUCGCAGGUGUUUGAGGAUUCUAUCGAAAUGCAGUCAUAUUUUAUCAAGAAACGCGACGAACUCUGCCGCCAUGGCAAUGUGCUUGAAUCUCCGGCAUUAAGUUACACUUCAAUGCAUUUGAGCGCGGCAGUGGAGGCACUUCGACAGACCAAGCUACUGGAGGAAGAGGCCGAUACAGAGUCGGAUGCGAUGCAACCAUCACAGGGUGAAAGUAUGACCAUUGAUCAAAAGGUGUUCUCCCCCGGAGAUUUCGUUUACGUCGAUCUUCCAGAUAACAAAAUUCCCGGCAUCAUGUACAUCGAACGGCUAUGGACAAACAGCGACAACAUAAAGAUGAUGUAUGGCAACAUGAUGCUUCGGCCGUACGAAACGUAUCAUCUGCAAACGCGUAAAUUUAUGGAGCAGGAAGUGUUCAAAAGCGACCAACAUCAGGCCAUUCCCUUGUUCCAAGCACAGAACAAGUGCUUGGUGAUGCACGUCAAAGACUACUUCAAGAUGCGCCCGGAAGGUUUUGCCGACAGAGACGUCUUCGUUUGCGAAUCCCGUUACAGUUCACGGGGACGAUGCUUCAAGAAGAUCAAAACGUGGACCAUGGUGCGUGCGAACGAUCCGGUAAAAUUGAUUCCACGCGAGACACCGCUGGACGUGAAACGAGUACAGUCCGUGUUCAAGGAGCGCGUUGAAAAGCAUAAGGAAGAGCUCUCCGAGCUACAAAUGCAGGAAGCGCUUGUGGAGAAGGAAAAACCGAAUGUGGUUGUGUACGUGAACGGUGGCGACGAGGGUAGCGUGUUUUACGAACAGUAUAAUACUGUCUGCGGUGGGGUCGUGAAGACUGGCGACUUUGUUUACGUUGCCACCGAAGCUGGGAAACAAUCGGUGGCACAGAUUCAAUCGCUGUGGGAGACGAAAGAUGGAAAAUCAUUCUUCCGUGGUCCGUGGUUGCUAACACCCCCGGAGGUUCCCGGCACCAUUAGCCGUUUGUUUUAUCGUCAGGAAGUUCUGCUCUCGUCGGUUCAGGAAAGCACCCCUACAGUGGCGAUCGUUGGGCGCUGUGCCGUCCAAGAACAGCAUGAAUACAUUACAAGACGACCAACCGAGAUCCCAGAGGCGGAUGUGUUUCUCUGCGAAUCAAUGUACGACGAGAUGAAGAAGCAGAUACGAAAGUUGGGUGCGGGUGGAUUGAAGAAGUUCAGUCAUUCGCAGAUGGUAACGAUAGAUGAAAUUUAUCACUUCCGAAGGCCGAUCAAUCCCCCAAAGGUCACCUGUGGUGAAAUCGCAGCCAUGCAGGAAAACAGGCCGAUUCCAUCGGGCGAUCUGGAAUGCAAAGAAGAAUUCGGAAUUAUUGAUGACUCGAUCGAUGGCCCGCCAUCGAUCGGUUCGGAUGUGGUGGCCACGGCAUCCCCGGUACCACCAACUACGACGAGCACCCCGCAAGCUUCCGGCAAGAAGGGCAAACAAGGUGGACGAAAGUUGGUUACCGGGUACAUUUUGUACUCUAGCGAACAUCGAAAAACGAUCGUCGCCAGCAAUCCGGAAGCCACCUUCGGUGAAGUGUCACGCAUUGUCGGUAAUGAAUGGCGUACACUGCCGGACCAGGUGAAGACAACAUGGGAGCAGAGGGCUUUGAAAAUGAACGAAGAAAGUGCCGCCAAAUUCGCGGCGGAAACAGGAGAAGGACAUUGUCCCAGCCCGGCACCGACCAAAUCGGAAGGACCAAUCGUUCAGGAGAUUGUCACAAAUCAUGUUUACGAAUGCAGCUGGGAAAAGUGCGACUAUCAAUUUGAGGAUCCGUUCGAUUGUGUGGAACACUGCAUCACUGACGUAACCGGGUGCGUCUAUAAGACAUUCAUGAAAGCCAGCGAGCCGGAGUUUUUCUGCAUUUGGCGAAACUGUGUCCGUUUGCGGCGAAAUAUGCCAGCGUUCCCUCACAUGCAACGUCUGGUGAAGCAUGUCCGUGAAGUGCACUUGACCAAGACAGUCGGUAAACUUGUACUGCCGCAGGAUCGCAGCAAGAACUUUGUUGCCGCUAAACGGCAAUCUAUUUCACAACCUCACCCAUCGACCGUGAAACAACAACCGGUUCCAGUCGGCACCGGAAGUCCAGGAUUACCACCAGCAGCAUCAGGAACCACAUCCAGCAGCACUGCCUCGAGUGACGCUGGGGGUCCGGCGGCUCCCGCUAGCCAGACACAACCAAACGGGGCUGCCGGUGCGGGUGCGAACAAUCAGUCAAGUAAUUACAUUCCUGCGUCGUACUAUAAUUUCGUUCCAGCGCCACCAGCCGAGCCGCUGUUUGUCACCGUACCGCCUCGACCGCAACGCGUUCUUCACUCGGAGGCUUACAUACGCUAUAUCGAGGGAUUGCAGAGUGGUUCGCAGUAUAUAACGCCCUGGCAGAAGACGCUGACGGCAACCCGCGAAAACAUCCCGAAUCAGGACGUAAGUCGCCUACCGACGCACUGGCUCGGCAAGAAGGGCCGCGACAAACCGGAAGCGGUGGUCGAUGCUCUCUGGCAGCUGCGUAGCUUCCUGAUGAAAGACGUCGUUCAGUUUGAUCGAUUUUAAAUCUCAUUUCGUAAGAUACAUAGAGCUAAAAAGCAGUAGGACAAUCUUUCUUUCCCGGAAGGAUAAUAGUAUAACCGUACGGUAAGGAACGUAUAUACAUUUUAUUGUCUAUAUUUAAACAUUAUGGUCCACAAUGUAAAAAGUGUGGAUAAUAUAUGCAUUUGACGUACCUAUUAUGUUAA